AUGCGUGACCGUCGCCCCUUGCUGAGGAAAGAUGCGGAGGCGGCCGCCACCGAGCUGAGCAUGCCGGCGGAGACGGCACAGGAGCGGUAUCAGCGCGCCAAGAAGCGUCAGGCCAAGGACACGCAGCGCGGUGUUCUUAGCUACCUCCUCUUUAUCCUUGUGUUCCUCGGCAUUCCCAUUUUCAUCGUGGCCUACUACACGCCCUUCUUUGUGCUUCAAAACCUGCGCUGCCGUCUGCAGGAGAAGUACUUGUGGUCGGACAGAACUGUGCGGGCCAUGGAGGACGGCUACACUCGCUACUUCAACGAGCCGCCGCUCUACCCGUCAAGAGAGUACAACCGCACGAUGAUGUGGGGCACCUACGAGCCGAGCCGCAUAUUUGCGGUCAAGAGCCGCUCUCUAAAGCCCGUCACUGUGGGGAUUGCGUGGUAUGACUCGGCCAUGGCGCAUCCCCUGCGCCACACGAUGCCGUAUCUGCAUAACAAGGUGAGCGCCCCGCGCACGACGCAGAAGGAGGGCAUUGACGCGGAGGUCAUGCAGGUGAAGUGGGUCGUGAACGACGGGUUGCACUACGCCAAGGAGGUUGUGGAGGACCGAGGCAACAAGGCCUCUCUGGAGAUUGAGCUGCUCAAGAGUCCGUUUGCGGAUGCCUGGCACGUGCGCAUCCACGCCCGCGUUGAAAGCGACGCGCCACUGGUUAUGGUGGUGUACAUGUCGCACGCGGACACGCAGGAGAGCAUCCAGCUGGAGGCGCCAACCGAGCACAACGACGGCGACUGGAGCCCGGUACUGAAGAGCCGCAUGCAGCCAGAAGGGGAGAGAGAGCACACCGACUUCACGCUCCGGGUCUAUGAUGACCACAGCCCUCUCCAUGAUACUGCCCCAUGGCACGUGUAUGGUCUUCACACCGACGUCGAGGCGGCCUUCCAGCGCAAGGCGGUGGACGCGCCCGGUACCACGCUAGCAGAGCGCGCUGCUGCAGGUGGCAGAGGCAUCGGCGGCGGCGUUCACGUUGACGAGCUUCAGCAGCAACAGCUGGAUCUUCGGCGGCUGCCCGAAUCUGCUUUCACGUACAUUCAGGCGAAGGACCCGCAGUCGUUUCGGACACCGCCGUCAUGGGCGUCGCACAAUGUCAUGAUUUUGCGCAAGUCGUACGACUCAAGCUUCCGCCUCGAGCUCUCCUUGAGCCCUGCUGACCAUGCCCAAGGCGAUGAGGCGCCAGGGGUGUCGACAACGAACAGGAUCGGCAACCUUGUUCCACGCUACGAGGCGCUCAGCACGUGCCAGCUGACCAACGCGCUUCGGUGGCGGUCCAAGGCGAUCGGUCUGCACUCCGCCAAGAUCUUCCGCUCAUUUCUGCGGGUGUUCAACAGCAGCAGGGGCCUCUACGAGCGCAUUGCCACCAUUACAUUGGCAGAGUUGUUCGGCUCACUGACCUUUACUAGCGGACACUACUUGCAUGUAGGUGCUGACAUGGACGACGCCUGGGACCAGCAAGGGCGGGCCGAGGAGAUGUGGGGUGACACGAAGCUGCAAACGUCGCGGCAGCGAGUCAGCGCGAUUGCUGUGGUCGGCUCGCGCACAGACGAGGCCUUUGGCCAGCCGUCUUUGACAGGUCUGCCGCUCUUGUUUCUCACACGGUGGAACAAGGAGGUGGUGAAGGACAUUCUUGCCUCAUGGCUGCUUGGCGCGCAGGACCCAGAGACGGGCUUCGUCCCCAACCGCGCUGUCUUCGGCGCUGAGACGCGCUCCUUCACCCCACGAGCGCUGCGCUACGAGCAUCCCACCUUUGCCUCCCCACCAACGUUGCUCUUUGGCCUGCAGGAGUUGCUGAAGGAGAUGAGGCGCAAGUCGGCACGACUCGCCACGGCGAAUCACCGAAAGACACGCAACACCCCGGAGUACUUUGAGCGCGAAAGGGCCGCCGACGAGGCAUUCCUGCGCGCCAUUCUGCCCGCACUGAAGCGCUGGCGCAAGUGGUGGCACUACACGCAGUGCGGAGGCGCCACGGACGAGCUGGCCCGACAGUGUCGCUCUCGCAAGCCUCUGGAGGAGUGGCCGCUUCGGCCGGCGGAGGACCAGCCGGAGAGCCUGCUGGUGUACCGCUGGCGUGGGCGAGAUGGUCAUCGACUGCCGACGAGCGGGAUGGAGGAUUAUCCGCGGCCCAUCUGCGCCGGCGAGCACCACCACGAGGCGCACGUGGACGCUUUUUCGUGGGUUGCGCUGCUGAGCACACUGAUCAGUAGGAUCGAGACCGAGUUCUUGCACGAAGCGGAGAGCGUUUCUCUUGAUUGGGAGGCUCACCUGAACGCCGUUCAUUGGGAUGCCGCAGAGAUGCGCUACAGCGACCGCAUUGGGUGCAGCAGCUGGAUGCACACUCCCUACUUUGGCUACGCAAACCUGUACCCUGUGAUGCUUGGCGUGGUAAGGCGAGACCUCACCAGGGCAGCACGCACCAUCGCGCUGGCUCAGCGGGAGCUGGAGAGCGACUACGGCCUGAUGUCCGUGUCAUUCUCAUCGGUGCGUCUCGCGCGUGAGUCGGGGCUGCCGCACCACAACAUGUGGAUGGGGUAUGUGUGGCCCUCUGCCAACCUACUUUUUCUCUACGGCCUUAAGUCUCACUACUUAGAGGCUCUGGACAGCGCCAGCGCCGCGGCCGGCAACCUGACAGAGGCGCGGCUGCGCGACUUCUACACAAGCUUGCGAGUGAACGUGAUAGAGACGAUCCACGGAGGGUCUCGCUGGUGGGAGUUCUACAGCCCCCUUGACGGGCGGGGCGAGGGAAGCAAGACGCACGUCGCAACGCGCAGCCUGCUGCUUAGCCUGCUGGACGACUUUGCGUAA
Messenger RNA from Leishmania mexicana MHOM/GT/2001/U1103, 2844 nucleotides. RefSeq lists its product as hypothetical. The transcript has a single exon. Gene Ontology annotation, cellular component: endoplasmic reticulum membrane. Bases 1 to 2844 code for a protein of 947 amino acids. Lineage: Eukaryota; Euglenozoa; Kinetoplastea; Trypanosomatida; Trypanosomatidae. Gene Ontology annotation, molecular function: Glc3Man9GlcNAc2 oligosaccharide glucosidase activity. The record is from RefSeq and is a predicted model, not a curated record. Gene Ontology annotation, biological process: oligosaccharide metabolic process; protein N-linked glycosylation.